AUGUGGUGUUUGUCUGAAUGCAGUUGAUAAAGCUCACUUUGACUUAGACUUUUGCAUCAUUUGAACAUGAAUAACACAGUGGAGGAUAGUCCUGAGCCACAGCUGGCAUAUGCUGUGAUCUUUGGCUGUAUUAUGGUUCUGGGUUUACCUCUCAACGCUGUGUCACUAUGGAUCCUUCUUCGGCGCCACAGCCUCAAAUCACCCAACGUUGUGUUCAUGAUCAACCUGGCUGUGUCAGACCUGCUGCUCAUCAUCGCCCUGCCGUUGAGGAUCUACUCCCAUGCCACGGGUACCUGGACCUUUAAUCCGGUGGUAUGCAAAAUUGCUAAUUUACUUUUGUACAUGAACAUCCGCACCAGCUCCAUCUUCAUCACCUUCCUCAGUGUGGACCGACUGUUGGCUGUUGUUUAUCCACUGAGGUCUCGCCGUGUGCGGACGGCUUCCAACGCCAUGAAAGCUGCUGCUCUGGCUUGGCUGACUGUUCUACUGAUAAAUAUCACUGCAGUUGUAAACCUUUCAAGAGAUUCCAAUAAAUACACUGAGUCUUUUUGUUUUAUACGUGGCCCCGAUAAGCAGGAUCUUCCCCUGAUCGAGCUCAUCCCACACAUAGCUAUUUUUCAGCUUGUGCUUCUGGUGACCCUCCUGACAGUCAAUGUUGUGUCCACUUUUCUGGUGUCUUGGACUCUACACAAACAUCUCAGUGACUGUGUACGGGUCAACAACAAGGUGAACGUUUUGCUGCUUUAUGUCAUGAAUCUGAUGAUAUUCACUGUAUGUUUUUUGCCUUGGACCGUUGGUUUAUUUAUCAGUGGCCUACAUACAUAUUUAUUGUGUCUUGCUACUGCCAACUGUUGCCUCGAUCCUCUGUUGUAUUACUUUUCUUUGGAUGCCUUCUGGAAGAAAAAAGAGGAUGUAAAUCUGGGACAAGAACUUUAGACACGAGGUGUCAAACCUUCUCAGUUUUACCUUUUUGAACUUUUCCCAACAUACAUAACAUCAUCUCCAAAGCAAAGUAGACGGGGUAGUUGUUUGUUUACCUGCUUUACUAGUUUCAGCUACUUCCUGUAGCCUUGGUCAGAAGCACCACAUGAUGUUGCUGUGACGUGUCUUAUAGGCUGUUCAGGAGGACUGGCCAGACACCAGACAGCAAUUGUAAGUUUCAGGAGAUGGGAAAAGCUGGAUUUGAUGAUACAGAUGUGUGUCAUUCCUGUUUAAGAUGCAACCGCUUUGUGUCCAGAAGGACUGCCGGCACUUUCAGGAGGAAUGAAGAAUCUCAUCUGUUGCAUUGUUCAUGUGUCUUAACUAGUCUGUAGCAUAACCAGAGACUGAAGUUUUACAAAGCCAGUAACUGUACAUGUGCAGAAUGAUCAUCCUUUUAUUCAUUUUCUUUCUUUCUUUCUUUCUUUCUUUCUUUCUUUCUUUCUUUCUUCCUGGGGAACUAAUUGAACACUAUGCAAAAUGUUUGUUUUCCUGCCAUUGAUAUAAUUUGCAAAUCAGCCCAUUAACACAACUAGCUUAGCUUAGCACAAAAAAUGGUAGUUGAGGUGAAAGUCAAUCUUCCUUUGUCUAAGGAUAAAAAAAAAUACCAUAAGUUCAAUUAUGUGUCCAGAUCCUGACAUCGCUAUCUGUUUAUGUCAUUCUCUCAGUUACAAGCAGUGAAAGCCAAAUUGCAUGUGUUAUGUGAGGUGACUAUGAUGUUGACUUUGGCCUCCAAAACCGAAUCAGAUCUUGAAGUGCAAGUGAAUUUCUGUGCCAGAUGAAGAUGCUCCCUCAAAAUGUAUCUGAGAUUUUGUAUUCAUAAGAAUGGACAGACAUGAAGUCACAACUCAUUUGACCUUUGACCACCAAAAUCAUUUCACUUCAUUCUUGACCAUAGUUGAAUGUUUGUUUCAGAUGUGAGGGAAUCCACAAAUGUGUCUCUAAGAUAUCAUACCUCAGGGAUGUAUUUUCAGUUACUUUAACCUUUGGGUCUUUAUACUUGUGUUGUGUUUCUGAUAAAUGUUGCAACAUUCUGUCAAAGAAGUUAGCAGAUAUUGCAUUUCAUUCCAAUGUGCAGCAGAUACAUCUAAAACUUCUAAAAAAUAAAUAAAUAAAUAAAUAAAUACAUGCAUAAAUAACAAUUAGCAACUCUAGUCAUUGUUGAUGAGGUGACCACAAUAUUUGGCCAAGAAACAGUCCACAUACUCCUGCAUUAAACAUGCAAUGUGAUCUACAUUUAAGUAUUUUUACAGAUUAAAAGCAUGUGAUGCUAACAGGCAAGUUGUUUUCUCCUAGUUUUAAUCUUCAUGCUAACCUAAGCGAGACAUGAUUAGCAUUCCUUAUGGCUCUCAACACUGUACAAAAAAUAAAAUAAGAUCAUCCCUCAAAGUGCUCAACUGUUCCUUCAGUCUGUAGAGGAUGUUAAUAAUCAUUUUAUAUUUAAUGGGACUAAUUGUUUGUGAUUUUGCAUGCUCCUUAAAAUUAAACCACUACUGCAUUGCUAAGAAAAAUGAUUUGACUUGGUUAUU
Molecule: messenger RNA, 2507 nt
Organism: Sphaeramia orbicularis (orbiculate cardinalfish)
Lineage: Eukaryota; Metazoa; Chordata; Actinopteri; Kurtiformes; Apogonidae
Product: lysophosphatidic acid receptor 6-like
Exons: 1
Coding region: 67-936 (289 amino acids)
Biological process (GO): positive regulation of Rho protein signal transduction; phospholipase C-activating G protein-coupled receptor signaling pathway
Cellular component (GO): plasma membrane
Molecular function (GO): lysophosphatidic acid receptor activity
Source: RefSeq, a predicted model, not a curated record